Molecule: messenger RNA, 519 nt
Organism: Trichoderma atroviride IMI 206040
Lineage: Eukaryota; Fungi; Ascomycota; Sordariomycetes; Hypocreales; Hypocreaceae
Product: mitochondrial 54S ribosomal protein bL17m
Biological process (GO): translation
Cellular component (GO): mitochondrial large ribosomal subunit; ribosome
Molecular function (GO): structural constituent of ribosome
Source: RefSeq, a predicted model, not a curated record
AUGGCGGGUGGUCUCGUCAAGUACCGGCAUUUGAGCCGCAAAUCGUCCGCCAGACAAGCUCUGCUGCGCGGCCUCGUCACGCAGCUCGUCCAAUAUGAACACAUCCAGACCACAUACGCAAAGGCCAAGGAGACGCAGCGCCUGGCGGACAAGCUAAUAACGCUGGCCAAGAGGAACAAUGAGCCGUGCAGGAGAUCAGCGCAGGGUAUUCUUUAUACCCCCGAUAGGCUCCUACCCAAGCUCUUUGGCGAACUCCGAAGUCGAUACCUGGCCCGCGAAGGCGGCUACACGCGCGUCGUCCGCACCGAGUCCAAGAACACAUACGACCAGGGCGAGAGCGCAAUCCUCGAAUUCGUCGACGGCAAGAAGGACUCGCGCUUCAUGAUGACGGCCAAGACGCUCGCGCGGGACCGCCUGCUGGGACGGCAGUCGACGCCGGUUACUCUUCAAAACGUGAAGAAGGUGACCAAGUUCCGGGACGAGCAUGAGCUGGAGGAGAUGGUGCAGAAGUUUAUGAUC